AUGCCGUCUCCCGACCCGGCACCCCUCCGGCCGUUCGCCCUGCUCGCCGGCCUCGGUUACUUCGCCCUCUUCGGCGGCUGGCUCGACACGGUCCUCAUCCUCGUCUUCUCGGCAUGGCAAAACAAGCACGCCGUCGCCGACCUCGUCCGGUCGUACGUCGACCCCGAAGCCCUCCGUCCCGUCCUCUUCACGCUCCCCGGCUUCGCGCUCGGGCUUUUGGUCCUGGAGGGGAUGCGCUUCGUCGGGACGCUGCUGGACGACGAGGACGAGAAAGACAAGCAGGAGUUCAAGACGACGCCCGUGAAGCCGCUGCUGAUCCCCGCCAAGACGACCCACCGGAGGACGUUCCCGGAGAAGCACGGGUUCGCGUACUCGUACCUCGUCGUCGGUAUCCCGGUCGGCUGGACGGGGAACUACGCCGGCAUGGUCUCGAGCGGGGUCGAGAGGCGCGGGUGGAUGUCUCUGCUCUCGCUCGUGCCGUCGCCGAGGAAGGGCUGGUUUGACGUCGAUCCGGCGGAUUAUCUCGAUAGGGGCAAUGGGCAUCUGGGGUUGAGGGGCAAGCUGGACGCGUAUCUGAGGUCUCAGGGCGCUGAUCCAGCACAAUAUCCCACCGCCUACCUCGUCACGGCAGCUAGGUUCCUUGGCUACAGCUUCAACCCGGUGUCCUUUUGGUACCUCUAUUCCAAAGACAAGGAGCUCACGGCUAUGAUCCUCGAGGUCAACAACACCUUCGAUGAGAGGCGAAUGUAUUUCCUCACCUCCGAUGACAUCCCAUCAGACCAGCGCGUCAAGGGAAGCGCGGCGGACACAUCAACUGACGAAUCCGUUAUGGCCUCAGCCAAGAGGAUGACAAAACAGUGGCCCAAAGAUUUCCACGUCUCUCCCUUCAACUCCCGCAAAGGCUCAUACUCCCUCUCAUCAGUCGACUUCUUCAGCAGCGGGCCCCACGGCCUGCCCAACCUCGACACAACCAUAACCCUAAACUCGUCCAAGGACCACCCCAAGCUCGUCGCCCGCCUGUUCUCCUCGGCGCCGGCCGUCGACCCGGGCACCAUGUCCCUCUUCCAGAGAUUCACCUUCUUAUGCAGCUGGUGGUGGGUCGGCUUCGUGACCUUCCCCCGCAUCGUCCAGCAGGCCGCCGCCCUCUUCUUCCGCCGCAAGCUCCACGUGUGGUACCGCCCGGAGCCUCUGAAAGAGAGCAUAGGCCGACGCGCCGACGCGGCGGAGCGGGGCCUCGAACCGUUCUUCCGGGACUACCUGCGCCACCUGGUCGACCAGUCGUCAGCCGCCAUCUCGGUCAAGUACAUCCCCUCCGGUAUCGAGGCCGACUUGGCCCCCGUCGAAACGAUGCUCUCGCCCCAAGCCCGAAAGUUCCCCAAACGUGUCGAGGAGAUCGAGUUCAAGGUCCUCACGCCGGCGUUCUACACCCGCUUCGUCCACUACGCCCAUGACCUCGAGGCCAUCUGCUGCGAGUUUCAGGACAACUGCACCGUCCACAUCUCGCGCCCCGACCUCCUCCCCAAGCUCAUCCUCAAGAAGCCCGCGCCCCCGCUGCGGACCACCAACGUGAUGGACUUUCUCUACUUCAGAGCCAUCCGCGCCCUGCGACGGCGGCCGGAACGGAUCGAGCGGCCGCUCACCUCGAGCUCGUCCGAUUCGACGACAUCCCCCAAGGCCGGGCGGGACGUGCAAAAGGUCGACAUCCGCGACUUUCGAAUCGCGCCCAUGGACGCCUUCGUUCUCGGCAGCAAAGACUCGAACAGACGCGGCGCGUACAGGUCUCUCGUCCUGCGGACCUUUCUCGCCGAGCGACUGGCGCUCGGUAUCAUCGAGCUGCUGGACCUGCAGUACUUUGUCCUGCGCGCGGGGUUCGCCUGGAUUCUCUCGUCUGCGGUUGCCCCGCUCCUGCUCGUGAGGUCGUGA
Colletotrichum karsti is the source of this 1923-nucleotide messenger RNA. RefSeq lists its product as uncharacterized. Bases 1 to 1923 code for a protein of 640 amino acids. The record is from RefSeq and is a predicted model, not a curated record. The transcript is spliced from 2 exons. Lineage: Eukaryota; Fungi; Ascomycota; Sordariomycetes; Glomerellales; Glomerellaceae.